Messenger RNA from Ailuropoda melanoleuca (giant panda), 927 nucleotides. RefSeq names its product COMM domain containing 6 (gene COMMD6). Bases 48 to 350 code for a protein of 100 amino acids. Lineage: Eukaryota; Metazoa; Chordata; Mammalia; Carnivora; Ursidae. Gene Ontology annotation, molecular function: NF-kappaB binding. The record is from RefSeq and is a predicted model, not a curated record. The transcript has 4 exons.
CCUGUCCUGUUUCAGGAUUUUGGAUUGUGGAAUGCGAGGGAGCAUAUAUGGAACAGAAGAGGGAGGGAGAGAGGCUACUACAAAGCAUUUGUAGUCCCCUUAAAUGCUGGAGCAAAAUGAAGGGCAAACCAGCAGUACCACAUCUUCCUUCUACUUCCAUUAUACAUCUGCUUGUAGAUUUUCAGUGGAAGCUGGGUAUGGCCGUGAGCUCAGACAGUUGCAGAUCUCUUAAGUAUCCUUAUGUCGCAGUGUUGCUGAAAGUGGCAGAUCAUUCAGGCCAAGUAAAGAGCAAGUCCUUUGAAAUGACAAUUCCACAAUUUCAGCUCUCACAUCCUUGCUGCUGGAAAUGAAGCUUUCUAAGAACAAAAUAUAAGAUGGAUCCCUGAAUCACUUUUGGAAGCAGACACCUGGCAUGCAAUGACAGCCUAACUUGCAUCGGACAGUGGUAUGAACUAGAAGCAAACUUUUAUUGUGGUGAACUGGUGAGAUAUUUGGAGUAUUUGUCAUAAUACAACUGAGCCUAAGUUUGAAUAACACAAGAUACAUGAAUGAAGAUUUUUAUUGUAGCAUUUCCAGUAGCAAAAAUGCAAAAUAAAGGAAAGAGUGAAUACCCACACUUGGCCUAUCUAUGCUCUAGCACAUCAUACACCUACUACGAUUUGCCUUUGAGAUAUUAUCAUUAUGUAUUUUUAUGUCUCAUAAAAUGAUGUAAAAAUGCAUUCAUAUGUAUUUGAAUACUUAAUGGAAAAUUACAUGUGUAUGGAUGGAAGCCUACCAGCUUCUAAGCUACUAGUGGGGAGUGUGUCUGGAGAGGGGGAGGAAGAGCAGGUUAAAAAAUUUCUUUUGUUGGGGCGCCUGGAUGGCUCAGUCAUUAAGCAUCUGCCUUCGGCUCAGGGCCUGAUCCCAGGGUCCUGGGAUCGAGCCCCC